This is a messenger RNA of Malassezia vespertilionis, 402 nucleotides long. RefSeq names its product 54S ribosomal protein L38, mitochondrial (gene mrpl38). The coding region runs from base 1 to 402 and encodes 133 amino acids. Gene Ontology annotation, molecular function: structural constituent of ribosome; large ribosomal subunit rRNA binding. Gene Ontology annotation, biological process: translation. Gene Ontology annotation, cellular component: ribosome; mitochondrial large ribosomal subunit. NCBI's taxonomy places the organism in Eukaryota, Fungi, Basidiomycota, Malasseziomycetes, Malasseziales, Malasseziaceae. The record is from RefSeq and is a predicted model, not a curated record. The transcript is spliced from 3 exons.
AUGCUGGGCCUCAAGUCGACGAUGUCGAUUAUCGACAAUUCGGGCGGUCUGGUUGCCGAGUGUAUCAAUGUAUUGCGGUACAAGAGCUCCUUGGGACUGGGGCGUGUCGGCGACGAGAUUGUGGUGGUUGUGCAAAAGGCACGCCCAAUACCUGCGAAUCAGACGGGUGGAUCCAGUGCGCUGAAGGUGCGACGCGGAGAUGUGCGCCAUGCGGUAAUUGUGCGCACGAAAAAAGAGGCCCAGCGCCCGGAUGGCCGCGUCGUUAAAUUUGACGACAAUGCGUGUGUGUUGCUAAACAACCGCAGGGAGCCGCUGGGCACUCGUGUGAAUGGCGUUGUCUCCAAUGAACUUCGCGAGCGCGGCUGGGGCAAGAUUCUCAGCUUGGCACCCAAGGUUGUGUAA